Etheostoma cragini (Arkansas darter) is the source of this 3419-nucleotide messenger RNA. RefSeq lists its product as uncharacterized. The record is from RefSeq and is a predicted model, not a curated record. The transcript is spliced from 8 exons. NCBI's taxonomy places the organism in Eukaryota, Metazoa, Chordata, Actinopteri, Perciformes, Percidae. Bases 596 to 2626 code for a protein of 676 amino acids.
AUUAAAGAAUGUGUGAUAUUGAAGGAUUUGCUUUGUGAAUUCACAAAUACUGAUCUGGCUGGAUUACAUUGAUUGUGGGAACGUUACACGGGUCGGGCCUUCUGGCAGGAAUAUGCUAUGGCAGCGUCUAGUCUGCCUAACCCAAAGAAGACGAAGCACAGACAGUCUAGCAGACCUUUCCUUAAAUAUCAUAUGAAAAGUCGGCUAUUGUGACAGAUAGGUUGAAGAGAGAUCAUGCCACCCACUAACGUUUACGUCAUAGCCCACCUUUCCUUCAAAUUUGAUAACUAGCAAAAUUAGCUUACUCAAGCUACAAUUACUAAACAGCGUUUUCAACAUGGCGGGUAGCUAGCUUGCUAUUAUAGAAAAUAUUUGUUUACAAGCUCUCAUUGACCACCGUCGGUCGGUGGCUGAAGAAACAGCAGGAUGGCUUCAAAUCAUCGAGGACAAGAAGAUGAACUUCCACAACCAGAAACCUAACACCUAAAAUUGCAACUAGCGAACAACUUCAUUGACAUUUUGGCUAGCUAGCUAGUCAGCUAACGUUAGCUACCUAGUGCGGUCAGAGCCCGGCUGUAGUCCGUCCCCGGCGACCAUGACUCCUCAGCAGCAGGAGGUUCACCGCGAGCAGCACCCCUCCAUAACCACCCAGAAAGUGCAGUUAACUGUCAAACUGUUUAUGCUGGAAAAUGCCCGGAAUACACUUGAAAAAGAACUUCUCAAUCUCAUCAACGAGGCCUACGAAGAGGUUCAAGAAUUCUGGAAUUCAUCUUUUCCCACUAGUGACUUCAGUGAUCUUGCAACAGCUUUGGAUACAAAAUGCCGAAACAUUGACAAGCUUUCAGCUUUAUUAAAAGACCUCACAGUUGAAUCAAAGGUUGUUGUCCAGCCUACUGACAAAAAUGGAGUAAGAACAAAUCAACUUCUGCCACUCCGAGACAAAUGGAUCCUAACGACAGAAGUUCUCAAGUUUGGGCCCAUGUUGCAGAACUCGCUCAUGGCGAGCUCUAUAGCCAAAGCUGUCCAGGUUCUUGGAGCCACGCUGUCCCCCCAGCAAUCAAAACAUUUCCCCAUCUCCCAGCCUAAAGCGGUCCAGCAGGAUGACAUGAUAUGCAGCAUCACGUCCAGCUACAACAGCGCCGUUGCGACUUCCAGCUCAUCCGCUCACUUAAAGGCUAAAGACAAAGAACAUGCAGGGCCAUCAGAUGCUGUGUUUCUUUCACCUGCAACUAUUGAGAGGCCCAAGAUUAACCCAGAGAGGCCACCAAUACUAAUACCUCCCAUACAAGCUAUACUCCCAGAGAUCAGUAACCCUAAACCAAGGAAAAUAACAUCACUAAUAGGCUGGGGAUGUGUGGAUGAUGUCCAGGUGCAACACCAAAAACAAACAUCCUCUCAGCUGCUUCACUUCCUCAGGACAAAAGCUAAAAACAUGGGUGCACUAGAGGUCAAUGUCAUGGAGUGGAGUGAGAGAAUGUGCCCUUCAAGCUUACCACAGGUGCCUACCAUCCAAACACAAAGCUACCAAUUCAGACAUGUUGUGACGGAUGAUCCGAUCAACGCACUAGCUCCAAAAACGUUGUGUGCAGACAUCGAAAACCAAGCCCCUGUCUUCAGGGUAAAAAGAGUGGAAUCAAGUGGCUCUCUGACCUACACUUGUGUGAUUUCAACAAAGACUGAACUGUGGGAUAUCGGAGACAUCUUCACAGAGGUGGGACACGGGGACUUUGAAGCGACUCCUUUGGGGAAAAAAGACUGCCCAAAUACAACAGCUCAGGUGGAGAAUUCCAGUCUAAACGUCCAGUGGAAAACCCAAACUCUCCAGUGCACAGAACCUGAACAUGUUGGCCAAUCUUCUGGUGCAAAAACACCAGCGGUCGACGCCAUUACCAUUCCUGAGUUCCAGAUCCGGAGGUUUGAAGAGACUGAAGUUGUGGUGUCUCAUAUUGUCAGCCCAGGCAACUUCUACGUCCAACACGCAGACUCCAUCCUUAAGCUGCAGGCCCUCACGAUCUGGAAAGCCAGUAAUUCAUAUGCCGAGCAGAACUGCAUUCCAGACAUUGGAACCCAAGUAAUGGGUUGGUUCCCCAAGCAAAAACAAUGGUGCAGGGCUCAGGUGACAAAGAUAUGUGGAGUUAGUGAAGAUAAUAAAGCCACGGAUGGUGCUGGGAGUCAGACCUCCAUCACGGUGGAGGUGAAGAGGCUGGACUACGGUGACACAGCCUGCCUGCCACUGUUUAACACCAAGGAAAUGACCCCAGAAAUGGCUGUCCUACCACUUCAGGCUGUACAGGUCUCACUGACAAAUGUGACGCCUGUGAAUGGGAGCGAUUGGUCUGAGGAGGCAGUGGGCUGGUUCAAAACAAUGGUGCACAACAGAACUCUCUAUGCCAGACUUUACCCGCAGGGGCCCUGGGUUACAGUCGAGCUGUUUUUGGAAAAGGGAAAGCUCGGAGCUAUGAGGAGGGGUGCACCAUUGUCUUUGAGACUGGCCCAGAACGGACAUGCAAAACACAGCAAACUCAAGAAUGUCAGCCUCGUGAAAAUAAACACUGUUCAACUUAAAAAGAAGAAGCAGGACUCGGCGUGGGAGAAGUACCUCAUCUCGUGCUGUACUCAAAAGUAACAAGUAUUCAGAAAGCAUCGAAUGUGGGUGGUUGUGUUGGUGUUAAUGUGUCUGUCUUGUCUGACAGCACACCAAUGUAAAAACCAAAAAAGAAACAAACACAGACAUUGAAUCUUAAAUAAGAGAUAAAGCAUCCAGGUUCUGGAUAUGUACAAGUGAACAUACAGUGAACAAGUGGACAAACUGCUGUGAUUGGCACAUUGCAGUACACCGAUAUAUAAUGGAUAUUUAAAUAAAAAUGUAAUGUUAUAUCAACAGUUUGAAUAAAAACUGAAGGCAUGGGCUAGAUUAGAACACAUUAAAUAGCAUCAGCUUUCUUGUGGAUUUUUCUGUCUUGCGGUUCUUAAAGUCCAAGCUGUGUGUAGUGAAUGAGAGUGUAAAGCUCAUUGGAACUCAAGAAACUUCUGUUCUGGUCUUUUUAACUUCAUCUUUUUAGCGUCUAACAAAUUGGGGCUGAUGUCGUUGAAGCAUUGAUAGAGAAGUGUGAAACAAAAGAACUUUUUUUUAAUGUUGAAUAGGGACAUGAAUAUCUAAUUGUAGUGCAAGUUGUAUUAUUUCCCACUGUUUAUCCUUUAGCAUUUCCUUAACAUUUCUUUAAUCCUUGUUAAAUGAUUUGUCUGUGUGCUGCAUGCAGAAGGUCUGUUUUUUAUUUUUAUGUAUCCCUUUGUUGUCAUGAUAAUCAUUAUUAGAGCCAUAUUGCCUUAUCAAUGUUGAAUUCUUGUACAAUGGACGAUACAUUAUCUUAAAUGUACAUUGUCUAUAUCUCUAUCGUAAUAAAACUGUUAGCAUUGUA